Messenger RNA from Homalodisca vitripennis (glassy-winged sharpshooter), 1882 nucleotides. Its product is annotated as golgin-45. The coding region runs from base 368 to 1558 and encodes 396 amino acids. Gene Ontology annotation, cellular component: Golgi membrane. The transcript is spliced from 7 exons. The record is from RefSeq and is a predicted model, not a curated record. Gene Ontology annotation, biological process: Golgi to plasma membrane protein transport; Golgi organization. Lineage: Eukaryota; Metazoa; Arthropoda; Insecta; Hemiptera; Cicadellidae.
GAACAGGAAAUGUUAGAGAAAGAAACAGGGUGACAAAACAGCAGAAAUUAACGUACAAGUGACAGCAUAAGUAAGCAGCAAGCGCAAGACCUAGGACAGCCAGUAUGUAUUGUUCGCCACAUACCAAAAUACACUCCAUGGAAGCUUACUACGUGUUUUGCUUGUCCAUCGUUGUGUCUUAUAUAUUUUGUGUUUUUAAUAAUUUUUGACAACGUUAUGAUGAUCAAAUAACCUUGAACAGUUUCUGAUGAUGGCCACUCUGUGACCGAAACCGGUAAUGCAGUAGCACUAAAAAAGCUGAGGACAGAUAGGUUUGAGUCAAGUACAGUUACAUAAUGAAAAUUCAACAAGAACUGAAGGAGAUGGAAUGGAAAAUACUGAUGAACAUGAUAAAGACUGUAGUAACAUUGAGAACAAUAUAACAGCAGAAACCAUACUGGGCCAACAAUGUAAAUCAGAACUUUUGAGAGAUAAGUUCAUCUAUGACCCUGAAAAUUUUAAAAUCAGUGUAACAAAACCACCAAAAAUAACUGGCAAAAUUAUUCAGCUUAGACCUGCACCAAUAACAGUAAAGACCUCUAAACUUGAUCAAAACUAUAAUUCUCUUCACAGCAAGGAACCAAAAUUUGUUCCUUAUGAACCGUACAAAGGAGCGGUUAAUCCCAUUAUACCACAUGAAAAGAUAGUGCGUAAAAAGAAACAAAAGAAACAGUCUACUUGCUCAUUACCAGAAAAAAAACCAGAAGAAAGCAAAUGUACAGAAACUACUCUAGCUGAAAUCUCAUCCAACCCAUUAGAUCAGUCUAGUGAUUGUGUUAAAAAUGAUAAAUUUGAAAAAGAACUGGAAAGGCUGCAAAAGGAGAAUCAACAACUUGAAAAUCAAUUGAAAUUUCAAAUUCAGGUGAAUGGAGAUUUGAAGAACUUGCUUGUAGCAUCAGUCGGGGAGGACAUGCAGACGAGGGUCCAUAUUUUGACUGAAGACAAACUGCACCUGGCUCGUGCCCUCCUCAAUUCCGCUCACACUCUGAGCACUCAUCAGGAGCAGACAGAGUGGUUGGCUGGGCAGUGUGAAGUUUGGAGGAGUAAAUUCUUAGCUAGCAGUAUCAUGGUUGAAGAACUAGCGAAGUGGAAAGCUCUAUUAUCUCGGAGAGUACAAGAUCUGCAAGAUGUCACUCGACGUUUAUUAGAUGAAAGGACGAAAGUUAGGGAAUAUCUGAUAAAUACUUACAAAGACUUGCAUGCACUGUGCAGUAAUUUGGACAUGACACCACCACGCAGCAGCAACAUCCUGGAUCUCAGUGAGGUAAACAUGCAGCUAAGUGCCAUGGCCAGAUUGCAAACACGGGGAAACAGUUCCACAGACCUCCCACUCUGGGACACCGAGUGCCAGCGUACAACAGCGGUUGAGGCCUUAGCAUUUGAGCUUAUCAAACACCCAGUGCCAGAGCUGGAGAAUGCAGAUGCAGCGUACAGCGCAGUGAUGGGAGCUGCUGUAGCUCUGAGUUCCUUCUCCCCAGCCUGUUGCGGUCACUGCACUGGCCAAAUUAAAACUAUCUGAUUGAAAAACAAUGUAUCUUACCGAUAUUUUAUCUUAUGGGAAGUAGGAAACCAUAUUUGUACGACAUUUUUAUGUGAACGCUCUCUUGGGGUCACGAACAAAUUCUUUUAUAGUUAUAUAAUUUAUUUGUUGAUAGUAUUUCUUUAUUUUAUUACAGUGGUAUACCACAAGAGUAUUAUGUAGACUGUUGUAUCACCUCGGUCCUAUAUAAGUAAUAUAUUUUUGUCAGAAAUGUACAUAAAUAUUGUAAUUAUAUUAUUCUAAUACUGUUCGACAAAGCAAAUGUGAUGAACUUUUAAUAAAUAAUGGUACAUGGGUUGGUAA